This is a messenger RNA of Pecten maximus, 1306 nucleotides long. RefSeq names its product C-factor-like. NCBI's taxonomy places the organism in Eukaryota, Metazoa, Mollusca, Bivalvia, Pectinida, Pectinidae. The transcript is spliced from 5 exons. The record is from RefSeq and is a predicted model, not a curated record. The coding region runs from base 83 to 835 and encodes 250 amino acids.
UAACAACUAAGUGACCACUUAGGUAUAAGGGGAAUAACUCGAUUAUAUUAUCUCCAACAAAUUCUUACGAAAUACCAGAAAAAUGUCGAUCGCUCCACGUGCAGUUUUGAUCACUGGUGCAAACAGGGGUCUGGGAUUAGAAUUCGUCAGACAGAUCGUCUGCCUUUCAACGCCGCCAAAAUAUUUGUUCGCAACAUGUAGGAACCCGGAUUCGGCAACGUGUCUUCAAGAAAUUGCAAAGGCACACUCCUGUAUAACGGUGAUGAAAUUCGAUGUAUGCGACUUCAGUAGCUACAGUAACUUGAAGGAGAAUAUUUCCUCGAUACUAGAAGUUGAAGGUCUUAACUUAGUUGUGUGUAAUGCUGGCAUCCUAGUUCGGUCAAGUUUCGAGGACACCACUCCAGAUGUGAUGACGUCAGUGUUUACAACAAACGCCAUAGCACCGAUGACCCUUGUGCAGACUUUCGGGCCGCUGCUUAAACUAGCGUCAGAGAAAUCGUCGAAGAAAGGAAUGUCCUGGCGAAAAGCCGCAGUGGUGAACGUUUCGUCAGAUUUGGGUUCUGUCGGGGGUAACAACAGCGGUGGUAUGUACCCGUACCGGGCUUCAAAGGCGGCACUGAACAUGAUAACGAAAACCCAGAGCAUUGAUUUGAAAGCGGAUGAUAUUUUAGCUGUUGCCGUUCACCCAGGUUGGGUUCGUACUGAUUUGGGAGGCCAGACAGCCCCUGUCUCUCCGACUGAGAGUGUCCAGGGUAUGCUCGAAGUUUUCUCCACUCUGUCCGAGGACAAAAGUGGAAGUCUAUUCGACUUCAAGGGUGAAAUCUUGCCGUGGUGAUGCGUCACUAAGUCUUUCCAAGGACAGGGACCUGGGAAUUUAUUACAGGGUGGGUAGGUGUAUUCGGACCUAAUUUGUGCAUUUAAGGGCCAGAUGAACAUUUGGUAAAUCACGAUUCGCCUCCGUAAAUAAUGUAUGGAACCAUGGGAUAGACUGAUUUAACUUAAUCAGAGAUAUUUCAGUGAAUACACCUCAAAACCGAUUCAACACAAAUCAACUUAGAUAUAUUAAACAAACUGUCAACGAAUGUUUCAUAUUGCAUAUGUAUAAAGUAAUUCUAGUUCUGUAUGCCAUGGUGUGGAAUAAUUCUUAUGGUUUUUUGUGUGUGUUACAGUGCUUGUGUUAAGUAAUAUCAAUGUUAAAGUCUGAAUACAACAAGAACCCCACUCUAUGUGUAUUUUGACUAUCCUAGUGUGUGUAGCACAUAACAUUCGGUAAAUAUAGCAAAUUCUCGUGUCCCUGUGGUGUAGU